GAGCAGCCUUUCUAUGUCAAUGCCAAACAAUAUCAUCGUAUACUGAAAAGAAGAAUUGCCAGAGCAAAAUUGGAGGAGACCUUAAAAGUGGCAAGAGGAAGAAGACCUUAUUUGCAUGAAUCAAGACAUAAACAUGCAAUGAGAAGACCAAGAGGUCAAGGUGGUAGAUUUUUAACAGCUGCUGAAAUUGCA
Messenger RNA from Hansenula anomala, 192 nucleotides. RefSeq names its product transcription activator HAP2 (gene HAP2). Lineage: Eukaryota; Fungi; Ascomycota; Saccharomycetes; Phaffomycetales; Wickerhamomycetaceae. The record is from RefSeq and is a predicted model, not a curated record. The annotation marks the transcript as partial. Gene Ontology annotation, biological process: regulation of transcription by RNA polymerase II. Gene Ontology annotation, molecular function: DNA-binding transcription factor activity, RNA polymerase II-specific; RNA polymerase II cis-regulatory region sequence-specific DNA binding. Gene Ontology annotation, cellular component: CCAAT-binding factor complex. The transcript has a single exon.